GAAGCCCCUUUGUCCACUGCAAUUCACCAUAUAGACCUCCCUCAGUCUCUGCACCUGUUCCACUCCUUCUGUCCUGUCAAUCUUUUGCUCCCUUCACAGCGAUCACCACGCCUGCUACCAUCCACCCUCCCCGUCCCCUUCCGCGUCGAGUUCGACUGUAGGCAGCUAACCAGUACCCGUGUCCCUACCUGGUUCUGCGCAAACCAGUCGUGUCUUCGUGUACUACAGCGUCUGCGCAGAUUUCCAGACAGCCAUCAUGGCUGAGCAUGUCGAUGGAGCGUCUCCCAAAGAACAGAUACUCGAAGCAUGUCGGAGAGACAAUCUCGAACUGUUUCACGAAGUGCUCAAUGACAUGAAGGACAAAAGCAAGGAACAGGUAGCAGAUUUCUUCAACUCCACCACAGACACUAUGGGAAAUCACCUUUUACACGUAUGCGCAAGUUAUGGAGCUUAUGACGUUAUGGACGAGUUACUCAACAUUGAAUUCCUCGAAUGCGAUCCCUUAAAUCGGCGAGAAAAAGAGACACCCAUUCAUUGCGCAGUCAAGUACGCCAACGAGCGAGAAGUUGAACUUGGACAGGCAAUGGCAAAAAUGUUGAUCGACGCCGGAGGUGAUCCUAGAGUCAAAGACAAACAUGGCAGAAAACCUGCUGAGAUUUGCACACCCAGAACAGAAGAGCUGCGUGGCAUACUCAUCAAGGAGGAAUAUGUUCUGAACGAAGGUCUCCAGAACGCAGAUGUCCACCCGGAUGAGGCGGACGAUGGAGACGCUGGGCCGCCUUCAGAUUCGGAAUGAAUAUCGUCAGGUUGAAGACUAUACUUGCUGGAACAUCGCAAGCUGUCUAUGGCACAAGUCUAGCCAAAGUGAUGUGCUCGCCCUCAGUCCGAGUCUGGUCUGAAAGCAGCAGAACAAAGUGCUUCCUGGAAUAUCCACAUUCACCAGUCAACGCACGGAGGAAUUGGAGAUGAAUGGACCUACACCUCCCUCACUCGUUUGGAACGUGGACGUGGCAGUUCCCACAGAAGGUCACAGUCCAGGUUCGGUGCUGGUACAAGGGUUCUGACCAAAACACCACCCUUCUGGAAUAUUUGAAAGACAAGGUCUUCCCUAAAAUAUCUCCGUCCUGGUGACGGUAUGACGGAACUGGACCAAGUUGCAGCUGACCAAGGACUUGGAUGGAGCUGUUGACAGCUAAACAAUUGAAAACACUAGAUUACGCCAAGUCCACCUCCUUCUGAUUGUUGACCUUUUGUUUACCCUUGACCCGCGCUCUCCAAGAAAGAAUCAGACAUAUGGCGCACAAGAUGCCCAGUCCGUCAAAUCCAAUUGCCAGAUACCAAGCUCCACGAUAGCCUUGCAGCUGGUUACGGCCGCCGGAGUUCACAUUUACUUCAACAGUGCCCGCCAUGCCCAAGCCGAUUGAAAUACUAUAAUUGAUGACCGUGUUGAUAAGGGAUGCCGCCAGUCCUUGGUGCUCGGGCGGCAUAUGGUCAGACAGCACAAUAUUUCCGGACGGGAACGACAUAUCCAUGCCCCAGGGAGUGAUGACG
Molecule: messenger RNA, 1551 nt
Organism: Cladophialophora immunda
Lineage: Eukaryota; Fungi; Ascomycota; Eurotiomycetes; Chaetothyriales; Herpotrichiellaceae
Exons: 3
Coding region: 257-796 (179 amino acids)
Molecular function (GO): protein binding
Source: RefSeq, a predicted model, not a curated record